AUGCCCCCCUUCGCCUCUCGCCUCGCCACCGCCCGCGGAUGGGUCGACCCCCACGCCCUCCCGCAGUACAUGGACGGCGCGGCCGUCGCGGGGAACGCGCCCCCGGACGCGAAGCAGCUCACCCUCAACACCCUCGGCGCAUACGGCGUCGGCACCCCGGACUCGUUCGCGCACGCCGCCGGGCGCGAGAUCCGCGUGACCCGCAUCGACGUCGAGCCCAGAGGCGACAAGCUCGAGGCCGUCGUCGUCGCCGAGGUCCAGGCGAACGCAGGGAUGCUCAACGGCGCGGGGCUGGUGCACGGCGGGUGUCUGUGCUAUCUCGUCGACCUCUGUGGCGCGAUGCCGCUCGUCGCGCUGGGCGUGGUCCAGAACACGAACGCGGUCGGCGUCACUCAGGCGAUGAACAUCUUCUUCCACUCUCCCGCGUCCUUGGAGACGUGCAUGCAAAUCACGAGCACCUCCAUCGUCCUCGGCAGACGCAUCAUGGCGGCGAGAUGCGAGAUUGCGGACAAGGAUUCGGGGCGCAUGAUCGCUACCUCUCUGCUCGGGAAGAUGCAGCCCAAGCUGUAG
Messenger RNA from Epithele typhae, 570 nucleotides. RefSeq lists its product as uncharacterized. The coding region runs from base 1 to 570 and encodes 189 amino acids. The record is from RefSeq and is a predicted model, not a curated record. Gene Ontology annotation, molecular function: fatty acyl-CoA hydrolase activity. NCBI's taxonomy places the organism in Eukaryota, Fungi, Basidiomycota, Agaricomycetes, Polyporales, Epitheliaceae. The transcript is spliced from 5 exons.